AUCUACAAACUGGACACUCUGGACAAUUUUACACAUCAAGUACGUCUUUUUCCUAACAAUUUAUUCCAUUUUGAAGUGUUUUUUCUUUAUUUACAACCAAGCCGCGGUGAUUUGUAACAUAAAUCUGCAUGAAAUACGACCGGGAAAUGAAGAGCUGAGAACAGAAUACCCUGACUGCACUGCCCGUACCCCACAAUGGCCUCCUCCUCAUCAGUUGGAGAUAAUCAACUGCAGAGGAUAAUCAGAGAUUUGCAUGAUGCUGUGUUAGAGUUGAGUAAAGAACACAGGGAGUGUGGUGAACCCAUAACUGAUGACAGCGCCAACCUGCACAAGUUCUUCUAUAAACUAGAAUACCUGCUACAGUUUGACCAGAAAGAGAAGACAACCUUUCUUGGUCAGAGGAAAGACUACUGGGAUUACUUCUGCGACUGCCUGAUUAAGAUCAAGGGAGCUAACGAUGGCAUCCGUUUUGUUAAGUCCAUCCCUGAGUUGAAGACAUCACUGGGGAAAGGAAGGGCCUUCAUCCGCUACUCGCUCGUUCACCAGCGUCUUGCUGACACGCUGCAGCAGUGUCUUAUAAACCAGAAGGUCACAAGUGACUGGUAUUAUGUCCGGAGUCCCUUCCUCAAGUCUCACCUCACUGCUGACAUAAUCAACCAUCUUUAUGAGCUCAACCAAAUCCAAUUUGACGUGGCAGCCAGAGGUUACGACCUUGAUGCUGAUUGGCCAAGCUUUGCGAGGCGGACAAUAGGCACUGCCUCAUCAGCUUUCCUGUGGAAGCCUCCCAGUCGCUGCUCCAGCAUCAAUAGUCUUGUUAGCAGCUACGCACACUCACAGGCGCAGGAGGUUCACCCAAUCCCAGACUUGAGUCACAGUCUCCUUGGUGAACUGGUAGAACUGGGGGAACCUUCUCAUUGCAGUAUCUCAGAGAACCUCCGCAUUGCGCUGGACCAGUCUGAGCUCAGACAGCAAGAGCUUCUAGUACAGGUUCAGGAGUUAGGCAAAGAGGCCGCUGAGCUGAAAGGUGUGGUCAAAGACCUUCAAGGCCAGCUAUUAGCAGCUCAGAAGUCCUCUGGCCACCCAGUGUCCACAGCAACCCAAAGAAUCCAAGAAACAGAUAAUCAGGAGAGGGCAAAUCACCUUCAAACCUGUAAAGAAGUAAUAAACAGUGAACUUCAAGAAAGACUCACAGCUGCUGAGAACAAAAAUAUGGAGCUUCUCUCUAAGUUGGAUGACGCUCUUAAAGAAAAGGGACAACAAACAGCUAGCUACUGCGACUCAGCCUGGAAAAUCCAGGAACUCCUGGAUAAACUGAAGACAGCAGAGGAGGAGAGGUUGGAGGCAAAGAGAGAGGCUGAGGACAGGUCCAGGCACUCUGAGCGUCUGUCCCAGGAGCUAAAACUUAGGGAAGAAGAGUUGAGGAACAGUGAGGGGAAGUUGGCUGAAGUAAAAGCCGGAGCCCAUGAUGAACAUGAGGAGGCGCUCAAACGGUUGGAGGAACUCCAAAGUGCAGUCGGUCGAAUUCAGGGAGCGCUGACUUUGAAAGAGAAGGAGACGGGGAACCUGAGAGCUCAGCUUCAGGAUCUACAAGCAUCACUGGAGUGCAGGGAACGGCAAGCAGAGGAGUUGAGGAGAAGACUGCUGGAGGAGAGGGAGGAGGAAGAGCAGAGAUGUAGCAUGAGCGGUAGCGAGAAUGAGGAACUCGAGAGCCAGCUGUUGGAUGUAAGAAAAACUCUAAAAAACAGAGAGAAAGAUCUAGCUGUGAGUUCAGAGAGAAUCAAGCAUUUAGAGGAGCAACUAGAGAAGCUAAAUGUUGAGAAAGAAAGUCUGAGCUCUAGAUUUGCUGAUAAUGAAGAUGUUUCUUGUGAUCAAACCGAGAACCUUGAAGACUACAAAACCCAAUGCAGCAAUCUCAUGGAAUUAAAUGCAAAGCUACUCCAAACAGUUCAGAAGAGCGAGGGGAGCAUUACAGAGCUAACUGAGAGCAGGGAAGCCUUGUUAGACCAAUUAGCUUCUUUGAGAGCCUCUGAGAAGCACUUAAAGGGCAGAGUUGAGGCUGCAAAGAUGUCUGUGGAAGAUCGGGAGAAGAAGCUUCUGGAUGAAAACCUGCAUUUGGAGGAGACUGUCCAGAAGGUGCUCGUUCAGAAGGAAGCCUCUGAUGCUCAGUUGAAGAGGCUAGAGCAUGAGAACGAGGAGCUUCUUGAGGUUCAUUCCUCGUUGAAGAAACAGUUAGCCACAACUCAACAGGAAGUGGACUCACUCACUGCCAAAUCUGCAAAGUUGGACAAGAACCUCACAGUGUCCCAAAGAAGCCAAGCAGAGUUACUUGAAAAACUGCAGGAAACUGAGACUAAACUGAGAGAGCAGACUGUAAAAUGUAGUCUUCUGCAAGCUAGAGCGGAAGAGCUGGAGAGCCGGACUGGGGAGCUGCACGAUGAAAAAGGAGCUGCAGAGAGCAAUGAAAAAAUGCAGAAGCUUCACGAUGAGCAUCAGACAUCCUCAAUGGAAACCAAAGAGGCCCCGUUCAGGCUAGUUAUAGCUGAGGCUCAGUUGGAACUCAACCUAAGGGAGGUGCACCGGCUCCGGGAAGAGGUGGUGGAGCUCAGGGCUCAGCUUCUAGCAGGAACUGAGGAGAGGAUGAAAGUUCAGGCACUGCAGGAGGUGACAGAGUCCUCAAGAGAGGACCUCCGUGUCUUAGCAGAACAACUGAAAGCACAGGUGGAGGAGCUAAACCGCCGGCAUGUGGAUGAGAUUCUCCGGUCCCGGGAGCGAGAGGAGGCUCUUGUCCGGGAGCGUGAUGGUGAGGCUCAGGCUCGAGCAGGCCUGGCUGCAGAUGUGACAGCUUCCAGAGAGGAGCUCAAUAAACUAAAGCUGCGUUAUGAAACCUUGUGUCUGGAGAACAGUGAAUCCAGGGAGGCUCUCCAUAGAGCCAACACAGAAACAGCUGAACUUGGUGUGCAUGUGUGUAUGCUAACUGCUGAGAACGAAGAGGCUCGUCUGCGCUGGGAGGGCUUGUCAACAAGGUUGCAAGAGCUGGAGGAGGAGGCCACUCAGGAGGCAGAGAGGCUGAAUACCUCCAUGGAGCAGCUACGUCGGGAGAACCAGCGACUCCUUGAUCAGCUCCAUAACAAGGAGGGUUUGCAGGAGCUGGAGCAAGAGCUCAGCAAGGCCCAGCAAGAGACUGAAGCUGUGCAGCAGUCGAACCAGGAGGAGAUGCAGGCCCUCCGCUUCCAGCUCAGCAGCCAAGCCAUGAGCCACAGCAGCCAGCUCCAGACUGUGAAUCAGGAGUUACAGGAAGUGAAAUUGCAGCUGAGGACUGAGCAGGAGAAAGUGGUCACCCAGGAGAACAAACUCAAACAGCUCGAGGCUGAGAAUCAGAGAUAUUGCCAACAGAUUGAGGAGAAAAACAUCCAGAUGGCCGAGUCUGAAAAUCUCAUCCAGCAGAAAGAAGACGAGAUAAUCCAUCUGAAAGGGAAUUUAUCAAGGUCUGAGGAUGGUCUAGCAAAGGCUAAGCAUGCCUGUCAGGAGAUGAGUGAAAAUCUACGGAGGAUCACACAGGACAAACUGAGCUUUGAUUUUAAGACAGCUGCUGAACUUGAUGAUCUUUACCGCACCAAAAUCAAUUUGGAGGAAAGGCUUGUAGAGCUCAUCAGGGAGAAAGAUGCACUGUGGCAGAAGACUGAUGCCCUGGAGUUUGAGCAGAAACUGCGGGAUGAGGAGACAGAGAGAGACGUCAACUACUGUCUGGGCUGUCACAGUCAGUUCAGCUGGUGGCUCCGCAAGCACGACUGCAGACUGUGUGGGCGUCCCUUCUGUUACUACUGCUGCAGUAACACAGUGAGCACCCAGCAGGGCGGCAACAGAGAGCGCUGCUGCAGGGACUGUUACAACCAGCACAGUGCGGUAGUUGAGCGCUAUCCACAGGAGGAAGUGAGUAACAGCACACCGGGGACACCUUUCAGUCGUUUGCUGCAGGCUGGAAGAGCUGUGACUAGUGUUUCAGGAGCAAAUGAAGGUGACAAGCUGGAUGAUGGUGUUUUUGACAUCAUCACAGAGGAGGAAGUGAGCGGGGUCUAUGACAGUGACUCCCUCUCCUUUGCUACUGCCUGCUCUCCUGGACAUGGACAGCAGGGGGCAGCACAGCUAAACAGCAGUACCAGUGCAGGAGAGAUUACAUCAGAAGAUACAGAGGACCUCUGUGCGGCAUUACAGGAUGCCGAGAUCUGCCUGCUGAAGUCCGGAGAACUCACGCUCUCUGUCCACUUCACGGUGGAUGACAUCUCAGGGUUUGGGGACAGCUCCCGAGAGCUUUUCAUCAAGUCCAGUUGUUACAGCACCAUCCCCAUCACUAUGAGCAGUCCUGGUCCAACUGUCACCUGGACGUUCACCUCUGAACCGAAGAGCAUUUCCUUCAGUGUGGUCUACAGGGAGAGUACAGAGACUCCGCUGGAGCAGGCCAAGGUCUUGAUCCCGCUGACUCGCUGUAACUCCCACAAAGAGACAAUCCAGGGGGAGCUUAAAGUCAGAAACCCCGGAGAAUACACACUCAUCUUUGACAACUCUUUCUCCAGGUUCAUCUCAAAGAAAGUGCUGUAUCAUCUGAGUCUAGACAAGCCUGUUGUCUACGAUGGAACUGACCUCCUCUGAACGUGACGGAAAGGAGGAGAAGCAGGUGCGAAACUGACUUCCGAAAUAAGCUCAUCCACAUGGCACGGAGUCUACUGACGUUUAGCAACCUCAAUGAAAGGUUAUGGCAUUUCAGUAACGUCUCUCUCGCCUAGCUGCUUGAUCAUGAGGCGUUGACGCAUCGGGUGAAUUCUGAUUAUGAGAAAGCUGAAACAGAGGCUGAAAACAAUGUUACAAUGUCGAAUGUGAGCAUGCACUACCUUUUAUAAAAGCUUGAUGUUGUAGUUUAAAUAUAGCAUAACUUCACUCCUACUGUAGGUGACUGGAGGAUUUAUGCAUAUUUGAAUGUGAAGAUUGUGCACAUGCAGGGGUCUCAACACCUGCAGAUUUAGGUCCUGUACUCUUUUAUUGCAUCUUUGGAGACAUAAAGCCACAUUGCUUUAGCCUGAGGUACAAUUGUCUGAUAAAUCAAGGUUUGUUCUCAUUAUUUGCCUCAUUGCAUAAACGUAGAUUCAAAGAAGGAGUGGAAGAUGUGGUAUCACGGUAUCCCAGAGAAACUGUUUAUGCAUUAAAGAACAAGUCAGAUGUUUCUUUUUGACUUAUGUAGGUAAUUCAUCUCUGAAAAAUCAAGGUACUUUAUCAUAUUGACUCAAAAAACAAAACAUUAAACUACAAUAUUGCCAUUAAUCAUGUGCUGCUUAUUAAUGUGCAACAAUACCCACAAUGGCCUAAAACACCCAGAAAUAUUCAAGAAAGAGCUACCACAGGAUAAAUGGUAAAGUAAAAUCUCUGACAAAAAUCUCCUCACACAGUAUCUAUCGUGAGUUAAUUCAAUCCCGUUCUACUUAAAUAAAAAUAAUAAAUGAGACAUGACUGGAAACAAGGAGUAAACUGAUGUUAAAAAUAAGUAAGCAAAUUGUAUUAUUUUAGUUGCCUAAGCUACUUUGAGUUUGAAAAAUGUACUCUAACCUUAACUGAAUUUGUUUUACUAGCUUAAACGUACAAUUAGUGAACCAUCUGUAACUAACUCUUUGAACUGGUGUGUUGAUAUGAUGCUGUCGUAGAAUUAUAAACUUACUCCUCAAUACUAUUUGUGUCCAAAGCAAAGUUCAAGUUCAUGCUCAUUUCAGAUCCAGUACAGUAAGAUUGUUGCCUUUUCAGCUGUCAGGAAUGAUGAGAAAUGGAUUUGUUGUGUUGCAGUCAUGACGAAGCAUUACAGGAAGAAGCAGGACUUCUGCUGAAGCUGCAAUAAAGCCGCAUCAUUCGGUUUAAGUUGUCUUCAGGAAACAGACUUUAACUGAGUGCCGUUUCUGAUUAAAGGAGGUCAAGAUUUCCAUGCAUGCAAACACUAAGAAUGUGCAUGUUUCCCCAACUUAACCCCUUAUGGGUCAAAAUAGGGAGCGCAUAUCAAAAUGUAAGUUUCAGUGCUUUAAAUAUUGAGUUUUUACUUUGAACCUAACUUGAAUCAUCACUCAUGUUUUGACAAGCUGAUGAUUUUGUAUUAAAUUUAGUGAAGUUGCAAUUUGUCUUAAGAUACAUAAAGCCUUUAGAUGGAGAAAGGUUUGUUUUGGAAAAACAAACAUAAUCAUAGGUUUUAUUUAUAGAGGGCUUUUCUAGACGAGAGAGAGAUGUUUGUUCUCCAGUACAGUUGUGUACUGUUGUGCUGUGUGAUGUUACUUCUGCAGUGUGUCAAACAGAAACCUCAACAUACAGCCUUCACAUAAUACAAGUCCAAAAAUCACUUUUAUACUUCGAGUUGUCUUAUAUGGACGUUAUUAUUUGAAGGCUUUAAUGUUGCAAUGUACCUUUAUUUCACAAUCACCAGUCAUUUGACUAUACUGACGUAAAUAUACUGAAACACUGCUUUGCUUUUUGGAAAUUCCAAAAUGUCUUCCACUAUUUUAAAACCAUUUUGUAACUUAUAUUUUGAACAUGACAUGAGAAAGAAUAUUAAGAAAAAAUACAACUGACACUUUUUUUUACAUAUCUGAAUCAGAAGAGUGAUAUAUUGCCAAAUAUAUUGAGGAAACAUAUUUGUCUAUUUUAUUAUUUAUAUUUAUAGACAUUUCAACAGGACUGCUGUAUAAUGCACUUUUGAAAGGGCUUUUUGUCAGUCUGUAUCCCAUGAGCCUUUGUGCCAGUAAAUGAAUGUUUUUUCUUUUUUCACUUGUACCUAGUGAGUGUGUGAUUGUAGAUGUCUACUGCUGGAUUUGUCAGAGGGAAGCUUUCACUCUCUGACUUAACCUGUAAAUGAUUGUUGACGACAAAUCUUUUAUUGAAAUAUAAUUUACAUACUAAAGAUUUCUAAUAGAAUAAGAUUGUUGAGAAAUAAAUGAGGAUUGUGUGAUACCUUUA
Messenger RNA from Dicentrarchus labrax (European seabass), 6981 nucleotides. Its product is annotated as FYVE and coiled-coil domain-containing protein 1. Gene Ontology annotation, cellular component: late endosome; lysosome; autophagosome. Lineage: Eukaryota; Metazoa; Chordata; Actinopteri; Moronidae. The record is from RefSeq and is a predicted model, not a curated record. The transcript has 18 exons. Gene Ontology annotation, biological process: plus-end-directed vesicle transport along microtubule; positive regulation of autophagosome maturation. Gene Ontology annotation, molecular function: metal ion binding. Bases 196 to 4647 code for a protein of 1483 amino acids.